AAUGCAAAAAUACAAAAGUUAGUUGUUAAUAUAAAAAUUUUUUUAUAAAAAUAUAUUUGUAUUUAUUUUAUUCACUCAAAAAAUGGCUGAAAAUUUAAAUGAUAAUUUUUAAGCAAAAAAAUUUUUAGCAACAAAUAUGCCAAAAACUAAUAACAAUGAUCAACGGGCAAAUAGAUCAAAUGAUCUGGCAAACAUCGGUGAUAAUAAUAACAAUGAUAAUCAGGAAAAUAAAUCAAAUGCAAAUAAAAAUGUCGUUUCGGACAUAUCUAAAAAUAGCGUCCAUAAAUCUAAAGGUGCUAUACCCAAACAAAAUAAAACAGUCAACCAAAAUCAAAACAAUAAUACUAUUGAUAAUAAUAACAUUAAUAAUGACAAUGAUUUGAAAACAUUGACAGAUAAAUCAAAAAUAAAUGUUUCAAAAGAGCGUAAAAUAAUUGACAAAAAAAUGGCCGAAUAUUCACAUUUAAAUUUAGACAGAAUUACCUUGAUAAAAUUAAUUAAAAGUGAGAUCAAUGAUGAUAAGUUAAGAAAAAGCAAAAAUCAAUUAAGUUUAAAAUCUAGUAAAAAUAAACAAUUUAAACAAUUAGUGAAUAAAUUAAUUGAAUCAGCCCGGGAUCCAAAUAAUCCCAAUGUAUUGUUGAACCGGAAUCCUGAAUAUUAUGAACAACAGGCAAAUGAAAUAAUAGAAAAACAAUUUAACAAUAAUGAUAAUGAUGAUGAUGAACAAGCACAACUUGAUGAAAUAAUUGCUAUAAGUAGUGUUGAUCUAGAUGAUGAUAGUGUUCACAACAAAACUAAUUCAACACAUUUUCGAUGCAAAUUAUGUAACAAUAGAUAUCCUAAUGAUUGUGCCGUUGAUUAUGGUUGUCAUCAGCACCUGUAUUGUCGGGACUGUAUACACCAAUUGAUGACCAAUGCCAUCAAUAAUAAUUGUAUUGAACCACUGGUAUGUCCUAAAAUCAACUGUUCAAUGGUGGCCACUAGACAACUGGUGAAGGAUAUUGUGGGCGUAGAGUUGUACAAUCAAUACAAUCAACUUAUGAUUUUGGUUGACAUUAGUAAUAUGGAUAAUACUGAUAAUACGUAUUACUGUCCAAAUACUGACUGUACGGCUGAGAUAGUUGUCGACAAUAUUGAACAAUCAAUGGCUGGAAACUGUUGGAAAUGUGAUCAAACAUUUUGUACGAUAUGCCUAAAAUCGUAUCAUCCGGAAACUGAUUGUAGUUUUGAUAAUAAUAUUGAUGGUAUUGAACGGGAACAGGAACAGAAACGGGAACGGGAACGGGAACGGGAACGGGAACGGGAACGGGAACGGGAACGGGAACGGGAACGGGAACGGGAACGGGAACGGGAACGGGAACGGGAACGGGAACGGGAACGGGAACGGGAACGGGAACGGGAACGAACAAGGGCAAUGGCAAUGACAAUGGCAAGGGAACGGGAACGGGCAAAAGAUAGGGAACGGGCAAGGUCAAUGGCAAGGGAACGGGAACGGGAAAAGGAACGGGAACGGACAAGGGCAAUGGCAAUGGCAAGGGAACGGGCAAAAGAUAGGGAACGGGCAAGGUCAAUGGCAAGGGAACGGGAAAGGGAACGGGAAAAGGAACGGGAACAGGAACAGGAACAGGAACAGGAACAGGAACAGGAACAGGAACAGGAACAGGAACAGGAACAGGAACAGGAACAGGAACAGGAACAGGAACAGGAACAGGAACAGGAACAGGAACAGGAACAGGAACAGGAACAGGAACAGGAACAGGAACAGGAACAGGAACAGGAACAGGAACAGGAACAGGAACAGGAACAGGAACAGGAACAGGAACAGGAACGGGAACGGGAAAAUCAUAGAAAUAAUAAUAAUGGAAAUGAACAAGGUCGAUUUGUAAAUAUAGCACUUAUUGUGUCAUAUUGUGCAUUAGGAGCAAUGAUUAUUUUUGAGUUUAUAAAAGGAUAA
This is a messenger RNA of Oppia nitens, 1954 nucleotides long. RefSeq names its product putative mediator of RNA polymerase II transcription subunit 26. The transcript is spliced from 11 exons. Gene Ontology annotation, molecular function: zinc ion binding; transcription coactivator activity. The record is from RefSeq and is a predicted model, not a curated record. Bases 137 to 1954 code for a protein of 605 amino acids. NCBI's taxonomy places the organism in Eukaryota, Metazoa, Arthropoda, Arachnida, Sarcoptiformes, Oppiidae.